CGGGGCCCUCGCCGCGUGCGCGUGGAGAGCUUCCCCGUGGGGUCCCGCCAGCUGAACGAGCUGAUGGCGGCGGUACGGCAGGAGGCGGAGGGCUGCGCGGAGCUGCGGGAGCGGCUGUUCCAGGUCAACUUCCACACCACCCUGGCCGGCGACGCCAUGGUCACCCUGCUCUACCACCGCAAGCUGGGCCCCGACUGGCAGGCGGCGGCAGCGCAGCUGCGCGCGCGACUGGCAGCCACCCCCACCGCCGCGGCGGCCGGCAGCGCGCCGCAUGUGAUCGGGCGCAGUCGCAAGCAGAAGGUGGAGCUGGAGGCGGGGUUUGUGCUGGAGCGGCUGACGGUGGCGGGGCGGGAGUACGUGCAGAAGCAGGUGGAGGGCGCCUUCUCGCAGCCCAACGGGGCGGUGUGCCAACACAUGCUGAGCUGGGCGGUGGAGGUGACACGACCGGCGCAGGCGCAGGGGCAGGGGACUGGGGAUGCGGCUGCUGUCGCUGCUGCUGCUGCGCACAAGGUUCAGCAGGAGAUGAAGCAGGAGGAGCAGCAGGAGGAGGUGGGGGAUGGCAACAGCGGG
This is a messenger RNA of Astrephomene gubernaculifera, 570 nucleotides long. The record is from the annotation of a GenBank genome assembly. Lineage: Eukaryota; Viridiplantae; Chlorophyta; Chlorophyceae; Chlamydomonadales; Astrephomenaceae.